CCUACCCGGUUAGUUGCAGAAAUGGAGUCGCUCCUCCAAGCAUCCUCCGCGACCAGUCUCGCCCCAAACUUCCCAAAAUUUACAAGCUUUUCUCGAACCCAAAUCCCUCAUUUGAAAUCAUCACUUUGGUUCUUUAAUCCUGGACGCAGAAACCCAGUAAUUGUCCUGGCAAAAAAUAAGAAGAACAAGCAGGACACUCACAGCUUCGUCCCCAAACCAGAUGAAGCCACCGGUCCUUUCCCUGAAGCUGUCCUUCUCAAACAGAAGAAAGUUCAAGAAGACGGAAGACUCCUCCCUGACUUUGCUGAUGAGGAAGAACAAGAGCUGUAUGAAUAUCUCAACCUUGAGCUGGAAAGCAAAUUGAAUGUGGAACAAAUGCGCCACUACGAAGUGGUUUAUUUAAUUCAUGAGAAGCAUGGAGAGGAGGUUGGGAGUGUGAACGAGAAAGUUCAAGACUUUCUAAGGGGGAAGAAAGGCAGAAUAUGGAGAUUGAAUGAUUGGGGACUUCGGAGACUGGCAUACAAGAUACAGAAAGCAACCAAUGCCCACUACAUUUUAAUGAACUUUGAGUUGGAAGCUAGAUGGAUCAAUGAUUUUAAGACCAUGUUAGACAAAGAUGAGAGAGUAAUUCGGCAUCUGGUGAUUAAGAGGGACAAAGCAAUCACGGAAGAUUGUCCUCCUCCACUUGAGUGGCACACUCUUCGUGCUGGUGCAGAUGAUUAUGACGAAGAAGAAGAUGAUGCAGAUUUUGAUGAUGUCUAUGAAGAUGAUGGAGAUUGGGAUGACGAGGAAGAUGUGGAUACCUAUGAAGACGAUGAUGCCAUUACUGAAGACGGUAUUAUUGCUGAGAACAAAGAUGAUGAUACAGAAGAUUGGACAGCUAGUGUAGGUAACACAGAAAGAAAAGACCGCAAAGCUGAAAAGAUAGCUAGGUAAUGUGGUUUCCAAGCAAAAUUCUGCAUUCUUUUGGGCAGUAAUCUGGGAGGAUUACAUAAAUGUAGCUCUCUGCAAUUUUGUGGGACUAUUCGAUGUUAACUUAUAUCUAUCUUAACAUUACCAAUUCCCAUUAAAAAAAAAAAUUGCAA
This is a messenger RNA of Rubroshorea leprosula, 1085 nucleotides long. NCBI's taxonomy places the organism in Eukaryota, Viridiplantae, Streptophyta, Magnoliopsida, Malvales, Dipterocarpaceae. The record is from the annotation of a GenBank genome assembly.